Messenger RNA from Suncus etruscus (white-toothed pygmy shrew), 639 nucleotides. It is a transcript of the gene CDKN3, whose product is annotated as cyclin dependent kinase inhibitor 3. The record is from RefSeq and is a predicted model, not a curated record. The transcript has 8 exons. Gene Ontology annotation, cellular component: nucleus. The coding region runs from base 1 to 639 and encodes 212 amino acids. Gene Ontology annotation, biological process: protein dephosphorylation. NCBI's taxonomy places the organism in Eukaryota, Metazoa, Chordata, Mammalia, Eulipotyphla, Soricidae. Gene Ontology annotation, molecular function: protein tyrosine phosphatase activity.
AUGAAGCCGCCUAUUUCAAUGCAAACAUGUGAGUUUGAUUCAUCAGAUGAAGAGCCUAUUGAAGAUGAACAGGCUCCAAUUCCAAUAUCAUGGCUAUCCUUGUCACGAGUGAAUUGUUCUCAGUUUCUCGGUUUAUGUGCUCUUCCAGGUUGUAAAUUUAAAGAUAUUAGAAGAAAUAUUCAAAAAGAUACAGAAGAAUUAAAGAGCUGUGGUAUACAAGACAUAUUUGUUUUCUGCACAAGAGGGGAACUGUCAAAAUACCGAGUUCCAAACCUUUUGGACCUCUACCAGAAGUAUGGAAUUAUCACUCAUCAUCAUCCAAUCCCAGAUGGAGGGACUCCUGACAUAGCCAGAUGCUAUGAAAUACUGGAAGAGCUUGCAAUCUGCCUUAAAAAUAACCGGAAAACUGUAAUACAUUGUUAUGGAGGACUUGGGAGAUCUUGUCUUGUAGCCGCUUGCCUCCUCCUCUACCUGUCUGACACAGUCUCACCACAGCAAGCUAUUGACAGCCUGAGAGACCUGAGAGGAUCUGGGGCAAUACAGACUAUAAAGCAAUAUAAUUAUCUUCAUGAGUUCCGGGAAAAAUUAGCUGCACAUCUAUCAUCAAGAGAUACACUAUCAAGAUGUGUAUCUAGAUAA